GCUGCUUGUGUCUGCUGUUCACAGAUCUCUGGACCAGCUGAAAAGAAGCGACCAUGCCACCUAGAAAGAUGAACAGGGUGUUCGUCAUCGGCGUGGGCAUGACCAAGUUUGACAAGCCUGGAGCUCGGGGCGACUAUGAUUAUCCUGACAUGGCCAAGGAAGCAGGUCAAAAGGCUCUAGCAGAUGCAGGAGUGCCAUAUUCUGCCAUUGAACAAGCCUGUGUAGGAUAUGUCUAUGGGGACUCCACAUGUGGCCAGAGGGCCAUUUACCACAGCCUUGGCAUGACCGGGAUCCCCAUCAUAAACGUCAACAAUAACUGCUCCACAGGCUCCACUGCUCUCUUCAUGGCUCGCCAGCUGGUUAUGGGCAGUCUUGCUGACUGUGUACUUGCUCUCGGGUUUGAGAAGAUGGAGAGGGGCUCUUUGUCCUCAAAGUUUAUGGACAGGACCAAUCCAAUGGACAAGCACAUGGAGGUGAUGAUCAACCGCUACGGGAUGGUGGCAGCGCCAGCAGCAGCACAGUUGUUCGGUAACGCUGGCAAGGAGCACAUGGAGAAAUAUGGCACGAAACCGGAACACUUUGCCAAAAUUGCCUGGAAAAACCACAAGCAUUCCACCAACAACCCGUAUUCCCAGUUCCAGGAUGAGUACAGCUUGGAGCAGGUGCAGAGCUCCCGGAAGGUGUUUGACUUCCUUACCCUGCUGCAGUGUUGCCCGACAUCCGAUGGUGCUGGAGCAGCAGUUCUGGCCAGCGAAGCCUUCGUCAGGAAACACCACCUGGAGAACCAGGCUGUGGAGAUUGUGGCCCAAGAGAUGGUGACUGACCUCGCCUCCACGUUUGAAGAGAACAGCUGCAUCAAGAUGGUGGGAUAUGACAUGUCUCAAUUGGCUGCCAAAAAGUGUUUUGCAGCUGCAGGUCUGAAGCCCAGUGACGUCCACGUGGUUGAGCUGCACGACUGCUUCUCAGCCAAUGAGCUCAUCACGUAUGAGGCUCUGGGACUGUGUCCAGAGGGUAAAGCUGGAGAGCUGAUUGACAGAGGAGACAACACGUAUGGAGGAAAGUUUGUAAUCAACCCCAGUGGAGGUCUAAUCUCUAAAGGACAUCCUCUGGGUGCCACAGGCCUGGCCCAGUGUGCAGAGCUGUGCUGGCAGCUCCGAGGGCUGGCGGACAGGAGACAGGUCCCGGGGGCCAAAGUGGCCUUGCAACACAACAUCGGCUUGGGAGGAGCCGUCGUCGUCACUCUCUACAAGUUAGUUCCUCAGGAGGCCAGUUCCCACAUAGGUGCAGUUCCCACCAGCUCAGCCAGCGGCCUGGAAGGGUUUAAAGCAUACCCGGUCUUCAAAGAGAUGGAAAAACAUCUGGAGAAGGAAGGAGAGCAGCUUGUCAAGAAGAUUGGAGGAGUGUUCGCCUUCAAAGUGAAGGAGGGACCAGAUGGGAAAGAGGCGACUUGGUUUGUCGACGUGAAAAAUGGCAAAGGUUCUGUCACCACUGACCCAGGUGUGUCAAAGGCAGACUGCACCUUAUCCAUGAGGGAUGAAGAUCUUCUGGAGUUGAUGACAGGACAGUUGAACCCUCAAACGGCAUUCCUCAAAGGGAAGCUGAAGAUCACUGGGAACAUGGGCAUGGCGAUGAAGCUGCAGAACCUGCAGGUUACUGUGGGGAAGGCCAAGCUGUGAGGCCCUCGGCUGGCCUCGUGUCCUCUGAGGACACAUUUGUUGGAAAACUUAAUUCCUCUGAUUACAUUAUGUUUAUCAACAAGCUCAAAUAAAACUUACAUUUGAUCAUGAGAGAAGAUCCAUAAAGUUUUAGUUCCAGCUGCUACUUUGAAAUCAGAGCAAACUCACUGCAUAUCAUAUAUAUCAUUUUGAAUACCCUGUUAAUAUGUUGUUAAUCUUUUUGACCCACAUCAUCUUAAAGUCUAUCAUUUCUGAAACAUUCAUAGUCUCUAAUAUGCUUAUAAGCGACCUGUGUGACUCUCCUCUAUGUAUGAAUAAUAAUGUAGUCAAAACACUCAAUGUGCCUCUAUUUUCUCUGAAAUUAAGAUUGUGGUUUAAAGCCAUUUUUGGUCUCAACCAUUUUGUAUUUAAUAUACGUCUGUAAAUGACAGCAAUUAUCUAAUUUAACAAACAAAUAAAUACUUUUCUGACAAACCUU
Pseudoliparis swirei is the source of this 2154-nucleotide messenger RNA. RefSeq names its product sterol carrier protein 2-like. The record is from RefSeq and is a predicted model, not a curated record. Gene Ontology annotation, molecular function: acyltransferase activity, transferring groups other than amino-acyl groups. NCBI's taxonomy places the organism in Eukaryota, Metazoa, Chordata, Actinopteri, Perciformes, Liparidae.